Pecten maximus is the source of this 2850-nucleotide messenger RNA. RefSeq lists its product as uncharacterized. NCBI's taxonomy places the organism in Eukaryota, Metazoa, Mollusca, Bivalvia, Pectinida, Pectinidae. The transcript is spliced from 10 exons. The coding region runs from base 52 to 2025 and encodes 657 amino acids. The record is from RefSeq and is a predicted model, not a curated record.
UUGUGGUGUACACUCGCGCGGGUAAUAGUCGUCCCGUGAAGGACUGGGAAAAUGGACCAUCACUGGAUUAUUCUUGUUUUAGUGACAUUAUAUAAGGUUGGAUUAACUAUUGAGAAUGGAGACAAAAUUAACGAUUCUCUGUGGUUAUACAAUGUUUACGCUACCUGGAAUGAGGCAUUUGGCAUGUGUAAGAGGAAUGACGCUUCACUCGCCGUGCCUGAUAAAGAUGAAGAGAAAGAUGUACGCGCAGCCUUGAACCCCAAAAAAUAUGAUGAAGUCUGGGUCGGCCAAUACACUUACACCACGCCUUGGAUGUACCCCACCGGGUGCUACAGUUCCAAUAAUCCAAACUUCACAAGGAUGGAACAAAAUAGCCUUACAACAUGUAAACAUUUGUGUGGCGAUUCUGACAUUAUGGUGAAUAUAUACAAUUGCCUAUGUGUGGAAAAAAACCCGGAUACAAACACUCGGAAACCGCUUGAACAAUGCAACACUAGUUGUCCUGGAAACAAAGAGGAAUAUUGCGGAGGACAAAAUGUUUUCCAGCACUAUGCAACAUAUACCGAUAUUAAGGAAGAUAGCAGUAGGCAUGACCGUUAUUGUGGACUGAUGGAGAAAUUGACAUCCAUUGAUUUACUACCGCAUGACUGCCGGGUACAAAACGCGUUUUUGUGUGCAGUGCAUGGCAAUGUGAGCAACGACAGACCUUUUUAUAUACCCAAGUACAACAACGGAAGGAUACGAUAUCUGCCCUUCAAAGAUGCCCUGGAAUACUGUGUUAAAAACGGAAGUUAUUUAGCUGACCCAACAAAAUUGGUUCUGAACCAAUUUAAGUCCAGAGAGCCAGCUCAAUACUGGGUUGGGGUCAGGAGGUACAUUACCUAUGUGACGUCAGUACACGAACUUCCAAGCAAGGUAAGAAACCAAAGAUGCCUUUAUAUCAUCAAAGGAUCUGCUGGGGUGACACCGGAUAGAACACGUGAUUGUUCGAUGAAAGCUGCCUUUCUAUGUCGGAAGCGAGUGGAACCCACGACGGCUUCUAAUGGUGGUAUCACGUCCAACGCUGGCACAUCACAUGCCAAAAAUACUCCAAAUACAACCAGAUCCCAGUCUUCUACAGUUACCUCGGAAAUUACCGGAACUCCGACCACCGAUAUAACAACUGACCAUGGAAACCAGGAACCUCCAUCAACAGGAAUAGAUUCAUGGCCGUAUAUUGCUGCAGGUGCCGGGUUUUUCGUUGUAAUCAUCGCCUUGGUUACCGUCGCCAUGGUCUGUUUAUGGAGGAGUCGUCGGAAAACGUCUGAAUUAGCUGCAGACAUCAUACCUUUAGAGACCCAUAACUAUGACUACCUCGACAUAAUGAUUACAGGGAAUGAGGACGAGACAAAUAGGCUUGGAGACGGUAGAUAUGAGAAUACCACGGACAGUACGGAAACUACCAUUGGACAAAAAGAAGCCGCAACCUCUGAUUCACCGAUAAACGAGAACGAAAACACCACUUGUAGCAAUUUCACUGGUCGCAUCAAGCCAUCAAUAUCUAGCGACGAAAAUAUCAGUGAUAAUCUUUAUUGUUUAGCUGAUAAUUCGAAGGAAGACAAAUCUUCUCCCAAACUUAGUUCGUCAUCAUUAGCUUGUGGAACAAAGCCCCAUACAAAGCCCCAUACCAGUAAAAGUCCAUAUGACUAUGCACAUUCAGUUAUUGGCGACCGGGGUAAGACUGACGAUUCAGAGAAUGUUGAAGAUGACAUUUAUAACCAACUACAUGCGCCCCACACCAGUCACAAUCGGCCUGCUGAUGAUGUAUAUGACCACGCCAACGCGAUGUCCUAUGAAGGAUGUUACCACGACAUUUCUAAACCCGGACAUGUAAACAAGGAAGAAAAUGUAAAUGCUUAUGAUAGCACUCACAAUAUACUAAAUUCAGAUGUGUACAAUACUCUUUCUAUUAAAGGCUCAAGGGUUAACGGAAAUGAUACUUAUAAUCCCUAUGUCGAUACACAUAUAGACCCACCACUGCCAUGAUUCACACGGCUAGAUUACAAAUUAGUCAAAUUCGUCAUUAGUUGUGUAAACGGCCGGCUUAUGAUUGAGACAAGAUGCAGCACUGGCAUUGUAUAGACAACUGAUUAACUUGUUCAAGACGACCAAUGUCGCAAAUAUAUUUUUCGUUGAUUUUUUACAUUUUUAAUGGAUGAAAAAAUAUUUAGUUUCUACCGACGUGAUUAAGUAGUAACUAAUAAAACCUGUAAGUCUACUUAAGCUGAGUUGAACAUAGAAGUUUAUGGCGGAAGCAGUGGAUAACGUAGAAAAUACUAACCUCCGGAAAUCCUGGUUUUAUUUUUCUUUGUACUUUUGUAAGGAUUUCGAGGUAGAGCAAUAUUUUGAUCAUUUUCCUUUCUAUAUAAUUGAUUUUGAAUUGAAGUUAGCAUUCACUGUUUGUUCAGGAACAAAUUGAAAAGAAAUCUAAUCUAAUGUUGUCCAUAAAUUCUAUCAAUAAAAUGGACGACUUCAAGAAAACAGAUACUCAAUACUGAAUCAUCAUAUCUUUAUCAAUAGUUAUCAAUAGGAUAUAGAGUGGUGAAACCGGUAUAUCAUAAUUUGUGAAAUUUUAGAGUCAACAAAUUUAAUAUAAACAUCCAUAAAAAUACGCAGGAUAACAAAACAUAUUUGAUAUAGAUUAAAGUUAAUAAACAGACACACAAAUACAAAUAUUCCCGCUUCAGUAAUAAAUGUUAAUGUUUCAUGUUGAUGGCACAUGAGGAAUUGAAUAAUGUUUUGUUAGUAAAUUUGUUUAGAGCUUUUGUUUUGUUUUGUAUUGGUUUGUGUUAAUAAAAUAAUAUAUGCUUA